This is a messenger RNA of Triticum turgidum subsp. durum (durum wheat), 1536 nucleotides long. NCBI's taxonomy places the organism in Eukaryota, Viridiplantae, Streptophyta, Magnoliopsida, Poales, Poaceae. The record is from the annotation of a GenBank genome assembly.
AUGGAGGAGGUGCUGCGCGGCAAGCGGAGCUGGGUGACAUCGCGCGGCUGGCUGCUCCUCUGGGACCCGGCGACGCUCGCCACCAUCCUGUGGAACCCGCGGGCCGCCGCCUCUGAUGGGAGUAGGGGCAAAUGCCUUGGGCCAAGUGGAGCCAUCGUUGACAUCGCCGUCUACAGGGUGGAUCUCGCGGGCAAGAGGUUUAUCAGGGUGGGCAGCAUUGGCGACCGGGCCAUCCUCGCCGGCGGCUCGAGCUACGCUUUCGCAGGCUGGUGCCCGGCCAACGAGUUUGGGCAGCUGCCCAACAGCGUGUACUGGAUACACCCCUACGACGGCCGCAUGUACGUGUACGAAGUUGGAUUCAAUACGGAGGAAGAAGUCCCGGGUUCGGCGGAUGACUCGCGUGCCGGCAAUCAGCACGAAGGCGGCAGAGAUCCCCGCGGACGACUUCUCGUGGCGCAAGUACGGCAGAAGCCGCCUGUGGAGAAUGCCCUGGACUCAGCAGUUGACGCAACUCGGUUGAGCUGCGGUGCACUAUAUUUAGCUGAUUUUAUUGGGAAGUGGUGGAACCAGGGAGGUGGGAAUAAUUUCAGUAUUAAAACUGUGGGGGAAAGCAGACACGUAGGCGGGGGCGGCCGCGAGAACUACGACAAGCGCAUGCACUGCCUGUCCAAGGAGGAGGUCGUCGUGCAUGCGCGGAUGCGUCGCCGGGCCCAGUUCUCCUGCCGCACCUUCCGCAACAUCAUCGUCCUCUCCAUCAUCACUGAGGUAGGUCCGCUGCGGGUGCUCGUGCUUCUGGUUGAUUCGUCCUGCUGCGCCGGUCUUUGUUCUGCAGGGCCAUGUCUGUUGGUGCCACGAAACGGCCGUGGCACUGCUUGUGUGAGCCACGACGGCGCUACCCGCGCGCCUGCCCUGAAACGCUGCCGCGAGCCGAGCCGCCGGCGUUCAUCUGGAGAAGCGCGGGAAGAAGAAGAUGGAAAGUGUAGUCUGCAAGCUUCUCAAAUCUGGGUACUCUUUGUGGGUUCUUGCAGGCACAAGCAAGGGAAGACCAUCGCUUCGCUCCUCUGGGCCGCCGCUGCUCCAACCCUACUGGACGCCAUGCAAGUAACUUUUUCCCGCCUUGCUGGAGGAGAUGAAGCACAUGGCAAAGCAGGAGUUCAUUGCGCACUUAAGAAGCCAACUUGUCGAUUUAUAGGUUACAUUAGACAGAACUUCUCUUAUAGAUCAAGUCAUGUUUCUCACCAUCCUCCUCAUCAUGUAGCAGAGGAGGCGUCCUGGAGCGCGGUGGAGGCAUUUUGGGCGUGGAGCAUGGCCCGGAGCAUGGCCUUGCGGUUCCUGGAGCCUAGGGAGGCCAUGCGAGAAACCUGGGGCAGCAAGAGCAGAGGCCUGCGGAGCGCUCCCUGGGGCAAGGCCUGGGGCGAUCUGCAGGGAGGAGCAGAGGCCUGGAGCUGCGGGCAGAAGAGGUCUGGAGCUGCAGGGAGGAGCAGAGGCCUGGAGCCAGCGGCGAGAUCUGGAGGCGACGACGAGAGGAAGGAGUGA